This is a messenger RNA of Coniophora puteana RWD-64-598 SS2, 1392 nucleotides long. RefSeq lists its product as uncharacterized. The coding region runs from base 1 to 1392 and encodes 463 amino acids. The transcript is spliced from 12 exons. The record is from RefSeq and is a predicted model, not a curated record. Lineage: Eukaryota; Fungi; Basidiomycota; Agaricomycetes; Boletales; Coniophoraceae.
AUGUCAGAAAGCCCAAUCUCUCAGCUAUCUCAUCUCUCCACACAAAAGAAGAAGGUUGCAACGGUGCCGAAGGCAUUGGAUUCCCCAGGCGCAAUAGCAGCAAGGUGGCCCAACAAGAAGCAGUUGGCCUUUUUUACUGCCUUCUUGCCUGAGUACCUACAGCUACAGGCUGAGAACACGGGACCCUUCAAGUACAGGACACUCUGGCCUCGCAUUUUUGAGCUUUACUUCAAAGAUUGGCCGGAGCUCCAGUUCAUUGCACCUGACCACAAUACCACCACUGUCCUGUCUCCUGACUUGCAACAGAAAGUCAACAAUGCAGUUGACAAGUGCCAUGCGCUUGCAAAUGAUCUAAAGAAGAACCCAGCACUCCAUGAGGAGAUCAAAAAUUACAAGGCAUCUCACCGGGUACCAACAAAGAGCUCAGCAACAGUAGUGCAUCCUCCGGGCUUGCUGGAAGCUACUCUUUCUGCUAAAGUAAUCGUCAAUGGUAUUAUACCAGGACUUUUGCAGAUUUUAAACGAGUGCAGUGAUCUGACUCGGAGUGGAGAGUCUCCAGGGUGGUAUUUCUCUCUACUUGUUGGAGGAAGAGAUCCAAGUCAGGCAAAAAUCAACAUUGGACUUUCUGAGGCACAGAACACAUUUCAGGAGCUUCUCUCUAUCUGGGAUGCUAUAGUUGAGCCCACAUUCAAGAACUUUGCAGCUACUGCUAAACCACCAAUGCUUGAAUGCAACGAAGACAAGAUAGACGUUGAUGACCCUCUUGGUGUGUAUCGCAAUCACAGUGAGCCAAAGGACAAUGCUGAGCUUGGGGACAACAACAGCCUUGAGAACAAUGUCAAGAUCCCAGACCUUAUCGAGGAGCAACUCAACGACAAAGAGGAUGACAAAGAAACAAGCAGGGACGAUACAAGCCAAGACAACUGUGCUUUCAAGUAUCAAGCCGGUUUUUUGAGCGCCAAAGACCCCAACAUUAAUGGAGGUUUAUGGACAGACGAUAUCUUUAACACCGAUGUGCCGCAUGAUUUGUCAACUGCUUCCUCAUCCAAAACUGGUGUUAGUGUACCAGGCACUCACUAUCACUCUGAUAAUGGUACAUUUCAAAUCUUGUCAUUGUUUGAUAUAUCUAACUUUGAGGCCUUCAUACCUGGCCCUCAGCUAAACAGUCCCAUUCAGCACACUUAUCCCAUGCCAGAAACUCGGUCACAGGACCCUGUGUUCUCAGACUUGCCCCAUCAUGGUUCAGUUGGGUUUUCACCUGACCAGCUUCAGGAACUUGCCUGCCAAGUGAUCCAGAUGCACUCACCAGCGCCACUUCUGUCAUCCAUCCCAAUGGCCCAAUCUCCUCCUAUGCAUGCUAGUCUGAUCAGUCCACAGCACCAUCACCAAUAA